Hippocampus zosterae (dwarf seahorse) is the source of this 2953-nucleotide messenger RNA. Its product is annotated as NADH-ubiquinone oxidoreductase chain 5-like. The record is from RefSeq and is a predicted model, not a curated record. Gene Ontology annotation, molecular function: NADH dehydrogenase (ubiquinone) activity. NCBI's taxonomy places the organism in Eukaryota, Metazoa, Chordata, Actinopteri, Syngnathiformes, Syngnathidae. The transcript has a single exon. Gene Ontology annotation, biological process: electron transport coupled proton transport; ATP synthesis coupled electron transport.
AUGUUUUCACUAGCUGAAAACAAAGAUCUUACUCUACCACUAAUAGGACUAGUCCUAGCUGCAACAGGGAAAUCAGCUCAAUUUGGGUUACACCCAUGAUUACCCUCAGCCAUAGAGGGCCCUACUCCGGUAUCUGCCCUAUUACACUCCAGCACAAUAGUAGUUGCUGGGAUCUUUUUACUUAUUCGGAUAAGUCCUUUAAUAGAAAAUAACCCUGCUAUCCUGACAACAUGCCUUUGUCUUGGGGCAUUAACCACUUUGUUCACAGCCAUUUGCGCUCUAACACAAAAUGAUAUCAAAAAAAUUGUAGCAUUUUCCACAUCUAGUCAACUAGGGUUGAUAAUAGUUACAAUUGGUCUCAAUCAACCCCAAUUAGCCUUCCUUCACAUCUGUACCCAUGCUUUCUUUAAAGCAAUAUUAUUCUUAUGCUCCGGAUCAUUAAUUCACAGCCUAAAUGAUGAACAAGACAUUCGAAAAAUAGGAGGAAUACACUUCCUCACCCCCUUCACCUCAUCCUCACUAACUUUGGGUAGCUUAGCUUUAACAGGAACGCCCUUCCUAGCCGGAUUUUUCUCAAAAGACGCCAUUAUUGAAUCAGUAAACACCUCGUAUUUAAACGCCUGAGCCCUCUUAUUAACCUUAGUUGCCACCUCAUUCACAGCGGUUUACAGCCUGCGAAUUGUCUAUUAUGUAACCAUAGGCUAUCCACGAUUCAACUCUUUAUCCCCUAUUAAUGAGAACAAUAAAUCAGUUAUCAACCCAAUUAAACGACUAGCUUGAGGAAGCAUUAUCUCAGGAUUGAUCAUUACAUCAAACAUAACUCCUGUAAAAAACCCAGUUAUAACUAUACCACAAUACGCUAAAAUAGCUGCCCUAAUUGUAACAGUACUUGGACUUAUCACAGCUUUAGAAAUAGCUCGUAAUACAUCUAAACAAUUAAGCAUCACCCCAAAACAAGCCCCCCACUCAUUUUCUAAUAUAUUAGGAUUUUACCCAUCCAUCAUACACCGACUACCUAUAAAACUCUCACUUCAAUUAGGACAAAACAUUGCCUCCCAAAAUAUUGACAUAACAUGAUUAGAAAAAAUUGGCCCUAAGGCCCUAUCAACCUUAAAUAUGCCUUUAAUUACAACUACAAGCAACACUCAAAAAGGUAUAAUUAAAACCUACUUAAUACUAUUUAUUUUAACCCUUACUCUAACCAUAGCAUUAUUGAUUUAAACCACUCGAAGUGUGCCACGAGCAAGACCCCGUGUUAACUCCAACACAACAAAUAAAGUUAAUAAAAGAACUCAAGCACUAAUAAUCAACACCCAACCCCCCGAAGAAUACAUCAAAGCCACUCCAGACAUAUCCCCUCGAAAUAUUGAUAAACCAGCUAUCUCAUCUACAGGCACUCAAGAACUUUCAUACCACCCCCCGUAAAAAUAAAAUAAAGCCAAAAUCACCCCUAAUAAAUAUAAAGCCCCGUAAACUGCAACUGAUCAACUACCUCAACUCUCAGGAUAAGCUUCAGCAGCCAAAGCAGCAGAAUAUGCAAAAACAACUAACAUCCCUCCUAGAUAAAUUAAAAAUAAAACUAAAGAUAAAAAAGGCCCUCCAAAACUCACCAUAACUCCGCAACCCAUCCCAGCUACAACCACCAGUCCCAAAGCAGCAAAAUAUGGCGAAGGAUUAGAAGCCACCGCAAUUAAACCAAAAAUUAACCCUAUUAAUAACAAAAAUAUCAAAUAAGUCAUAAUUUUUACCAGGAUUUUAACCAGGACUAAUGGCUUGAAAAACCACCGUUGUAAUUCAACUAUAAAAACCCUAAUGGCCAACCUUCGAAAAACCCACCCUAUUCUUAAAAUUGCCAACAGCGCCUUUGUAGACCUCCCUGCACCAUCUAACAUCUCCGUGUGAUGAAACUUUGGAUCACUGCUAGGAUUGUGCUUAAUAGCUCAAAUUAUCACAGGACUAUUUCUAGCAAUACAUUACACUUCAGAUAUUGCAACAGCUUUCUCCUCAGUAACACACAUUUGCCGAGAUGUAAACUACGGUUGACUAAUCCGCAACAUACAUGCUAACGGAGCAUCAUUCUUUUUCAUCUGUAUUUACAUACACAUUGCACGGGGACUUUAUUAUGGAUCAUAUUUAUACAAAGAAACCUGAAAUGUUGGAGUCGUACUUCUACUCCUAGUAAUAGCCACCGCAUUUGUAGGCUACGUACUACCCUGAGGACAAAUAUCCUUUUGAGGAGCCACAGUAAUUACUAACCUAAUAUCAGCUGUGCCUUACAUCGGAAACGAUUUAGUACAAUGAGUGUGGGGGGGAUUUUCUGUAGAUAACGCUACCCUAACCCGAUUCUUCGCAUUCCAUUUCCUACUCCCAUUCGUAAUCGCAGCCGCAUCUAUAGUCCACCUACUUUUCCUCCAUGAGACAGGGUCAAAUAACCCUGCCGGAAUUAAUUCUGACGCAGAUAAAAUCUCAUUCCACCCUUAUUUCUCAUAUAAAGACCUAUUAGGAUUCGCCGCCUUGUUAAUUAUACUCACAUCAAUUGCCCUAUUUACACCUAAUAUUCUAGGAGACCCCGAUAACUUCAUCCCAGCCAACCCUUUAGUAACCCCGCCUCAUAUCAAACCUGAAUGAUAUUUUCUAUUUGCUUAUGCUAUCCUACGAUCAAUCCCUAACAAACUAGGGGGUGUGUUAGCUUUAUUGUUCUCAAUUUUAGUGCUAAUACUGGUCCCAAUCCUUCACACAUCCAAACAACGGGGGCUCACCUUCCGACCUUUUGGUCAACUUAUAUUUUGGAUGUUAGUAGCAGAUAUGAUAAUUUUAACAUGAAUUGGAGGAAUGCCUGUAGAACCUCCGUAUAUCUUAAUCGGUCAACUGGCAUCAGUUAUUUACUUCCUUAUCUUUUUAGCAGCUUUACCUAUAUCAGGUUGAAUGGAAAAUAAAAUUCUUAAAUGAAAUU